This is a messenger RNA of Fusarium pseudograminearum CS3096, 2727 nucleotides long. RefSeq lists its product as uncharacterized. The transcript has 3 exons. The record is from RefSeq and is a predicted model, not a curated record. NCBI's taxonomy places the organism in Eukaryota, Fungi, Ascomycota, Sordariomycetes, Hypocreales, Nectriaceae. Bases 1 to 2727 code for a protein of 908 amino acids.
AUGUCUGUAGCUAUGUGGAUGUCCAGUAUACUUACGUUGGGCUUCGCAGCUGGUCUGUCUCGUGCUGGACAGCCAGAUGGGCCUAGAUUGUUGCGAAGACUUCCUCAAACUUACGAUGUACCUAUGCCCAUCAUACCAAUCACCACUACUGUUCAUUCUGGCAAUGCUAGUGUGGUGACACCCCCAAUGAACAGCCCUUUCCCAACUUCCACAAUGCAAACUGUACAACCCUCUAUAUCAGUUUCAGACGCUCCUAGCCUGAGUUCUGGUGUUGGCCACGAUUUUGGAUCAGUCUCGGAUGCACUCACUGAGACAAGUCUUGAUCUGGCCCACAGCGAAUCCGCAGAUAGCACUUUGGCCCAGCCUUCUGGAGAUCAGUCUGUCACUGUAUCAACAAACCCUUUUGAAUCAACCGAGACUCUACCUGUUACUAGUUAUAGUACUGUUGAGUUUCCCACUUCAGAAACUGGGGUAUCCCAGGAUAUCACUACCACCUGGUCGACUGAGGGUGAGACUCAUGUCUCUGGUUCAUCUAGCAACAGUGGUGAAGGCUAUACUGAGUCUGGAGCUUCGAGUCAGAUGAUCACGGAUUCAGACAGUCUCUCAACAACAUCCAUCGCUGUUACCACCGGCACGGAAGUAUCUUUGAGUAUGUCUCAACCCACAGAAAGCACUGGAAGCUUAUCGUCGGCCGUCUCUUCAGAAACAUCAGACGCCAUUGAGAAUUCGGAGACAAUUCGGAGCCCUUCAACUCAAUCUAGGAGUCUUGAUUCUGCAAUUGAGACUUCUUCGCAAACCGAGACCUCAUUCAUCUCUGAGACAUGGGCUAGUAUGUCUUCGGAUAUCAUUGUUGAGCCCUCAGAGUCUGUUAUCGAUAGUACUCAGACCUACACGAGUUCAGAUGGACCAGUGUCUCAAGCCCCAUCAGGAAUCACCGGCUCGGGGGACGUGACUUCCCUGACGGUUUCCUCAACAGUAGGGCAACCUUCUGGGAGUCUUGAAACUCCAAGUGAGCCAGCAGAAUCAUCUCUAGCCAGUGACCAGCUAGCGCAGCCAACUAAAGCUCCUACAACAAAAGAACAUCUGGCACCGGCUUUGACCAGUACAGGAGACAUGGUUGUUACUGGAACCGAUGGCACUAUUGCAACCUAUGUACCAGAACAAGAUUCAUCUUAUGCUUCUUCAACGGAAACUAUCACAACCACAGAUGACAAUGGUGAUAAUAUCAUUAUUUUCCCUUUCGGCUGGUUUUGGAAGUUGGACGGUGGCAAAGGUGGCGCGGGAGUAGUAAAGCCCCCUGCUCCCACCAUUAACCCCGGCAUGGUAAACCAACCGGACGAGAAGGAAGGUGAUGAGGAUGAAGAUGACGAUAAAAAUGAGGAUGAUGCAUCGACGAAAGAUGGCGAUACAUCUACUGUUGAUUCUACUGUAUCUUCUACUACAGAAUGGCCUACGACCACGACCACAUCAGAACCGGAAACGACUACGACAGAAGAAUGCACCGCCAUGACACAGCCAGAUUGUACUAGGACUGUCUCUUACAUGACUUCAGAUGGUACAAAGAUUAUGACUGAGUUUGGAGAUUGUCCCACAAUCGUUAGCUGUGCCACAGAAACUCAGGCUACUGCCACAGUGACACUUUCAGAAUUGAUCUGGGCUGGUGGAGUUAUUGAGACUCCCCUGGAAAUUAUACCUGAAGAUGCACUGACGGCAGAAGUUGACCAUGAUCUGAUGGACGCGCUGGAAGACGAGUGGGCUAAAGUAUUUGAUGGAGAUGACUCGGUAUUCCCUAGGGUUGGGAACGCUACAGAUACUGCAAUCGAGAAAACUGCCACUGAAACAGAGACUUUAACGGCAGAAACUUCCACAGAUCUGGCAUUAACGACUGAUCUGGCAGAGACAAUAACCACAGAGUCCGGGUCCUCAUUCGCGUCUAUAACACCAAGCACACUAGUGACAAGAACAAAAGUCUCUAGUAAUACUUUGGAGGUUACCAGAACCACUGGGGAAGCUGUUCAGACGUACUUCCCAUGUGUCAUCCAUGGUGGUCCUGCCGUCGAAACACCAUAUUGCCAGUGUUCCACGACUAUCGAUGGCCAGGGCUACUACGCAACUACCACUCUGGUCGACGACAAGUGUAUCGCAUACACAGAGUUCCCAUCAGAGAUCACCUCUGCACCUCCAUCAGGGCCUAUUACUGAAGAACCUGUCCAAGAGCCCAUCACCACGACAACAGCCGGGACAGUCUUGGUCUGGUCUGCUUACGUGCUGGAGUAUAUAAAUAUUGCAGGUGUCACGAGAAUUACACAUUCAGUCGGUGUAGGCCAGCCUUCAACAGUCUCAACUCCCUUGCCAUCCCAAACUGCUGUCGACAACGACGGUGGUGGUCAAUGUGGAACUGCCGACAGUCUGUCCAAGCAAGGGUUACGCGAGGCAUGCGAUAGAGCGAUAGACCAAUUUGAAGAUGGGGUGGUUUAUACUGGCUAUGCUUCACGCUACAGUCGAUCAGACAAAGGCAUUCUCAUGCCUGCAUCAUUUGGCAAGGCAGCAUGUGUUGCCAAGUUUGAGUGCGACCACUACGGUAUUGGCAUGGCAGGGUCCGACAUUAAAGCAGCUCGUGAGAGUGCAAAUACGAAUGAUGGGAUUGGGAUCUGUGGUCAUGUCUAUUUGUCCAAUUCAUGCAAGGUUGUCAUGGACUACUGCACAAACUGCAAAACCCGAGGCUAG